UUGGAUGGCUCGUGUGGGGGAUUUCUGUCGAUAUUCUAAUGAAAAUAGCCUCUGUAAACAAAACAAAAAAAUAGUUUGUGUGCAGAAACUAGCCACUACAAGUAAAAUGUGUAAACCUGCUACCGCAGUGACGUAUUACUACACAAAAUCAAUCUUAAUUCGUUUGACAAAUAAUGCCCCCUAACUAAAGGGCAACGGACGCGUCGAGUUGUGUAACGAUACGCAGACAUUUAAAGGUUACGACUAAAAUAACCUAAUGUUUAUGUGUAUGUAUGAAUAUGUAACGUUACACCACAGAAGAUGCCCCGCAGCCAUACGUCACGGUUCUGACUAGAACGUAUACUACCUCUACUGGGCACGCGCUCUUCAAUACCGCAUACUUUUUGUCACACUGGAAACAGUUGAUUAAUAUUUUUUUAAUUAUUAUAAGGUUAGGUUUAGGGUUGGUGUAUGUAUAGGCGUUAGCUAAUGUAAUUUAUUGUGAUUAAACGGCGAGAUUAUCACCAUUUCCGGCCGUAACUGUACGUCACCGGCGCCGCCAUAUUAGACCAGGCAACACUGAUCUAAAACACAUACAAUCAGUGUUGGGUAAGUUACUCUGAAAAAGUAAUUAAUUGCUAGUUACUCAUUACAUAUUCAAUGGUGUAAUUAUAUUACUGUCCAAAUUACUCUGUCCAAAAAGUAUUUAGUUACUCAUUACUAAUUACUUUCUAUAUCCUACAUCAACCUUGAUUAGAUUCAAGGACAGACAUGAAACGACUCUUUUAAUUCAUUCAAAUAAAUAAUAUCAUUAACUGACCAAAGUAUUACAAAUGUGAGCACAGAUUUUAAAGUAAGACUUUGCAUUUUGAUGUCAAUAACACUAUUGCACAUGCAUAUAUUUCACAAAGUAUUUAGUUUAAGUACAUGAAAGGUAACUGUAAUUAAAUUACAGAAAACAUAUGAGUAAUCCCUUACUUUACUUUUUCAAGGGGAAAGUAAUUAAAUUACAGUAACUAAUUACUUAGUAACUAGUUACACCCAACAUUGCAUACAAGUAUACGGGGAGCUGUGUUAUUUCUGAAUAAAAGAACAAUAUUACAUUUUAAUAUUAUUGACGUAUUUGGCGUCCAUCAUUUACUAUUCCCACAAUGCCAGUCCGCCGCCAUCAUUCCCACAAUCCACAUCGGUAAUGUAAUGUAACCUCAGCAUCCAUUCAUUAAACUGAAAUCGCUCGCAUUCCUUCAAAACGCGCUGUUUGUUGAUGUUUCUACAAACGAAGGUCGAAAAUGUUUCACCAUUUGUACCGGCAUAAAACAAUACAAACAUUACAUCAAACUCUCUUCAAUACAAACAAAACACUGCAACGAUGAAGACGCCUCACGCCUUCACAUGACAUACAGAUGGAUUUGGAAAAGGAGGUGAACCCGAUGACCUGUUUCAUAAGGUGAGUGAGCUGACUGAGAACACGCAUAGCAAUCGUUGAGAGAAAACCUGAAAUCUCUAGAAGCAUCGAAAUAAUAGACCCAACAUCAAAUUCCUGUGAAUGGUUUCACCCGUCACCUGGGUUUCGAGUGGUUUGCCCCACUAUUCAGCCUGCCUACCCUGAAUGAGUCAUCCUGCUCUUCCCUGAUUGGCCGAUCGGGAUCCAUCCCGAGGGAUUGCCAUGCAGAAAGCUGCCAAGGCCUGACUUCAUUCACAGAAACGUCGGUAUGCCCGUCUGCCUCUCCAUUCACAGGCAGCCCGAAUCAUUUGCACCAGCAUCCUCUGUUUCUCUCCUCAGCAUCAUUCCUGCAUCUCCCUGACAACACAGAGCGAGGGGCUUAUGUGCUUUUUUUUAUUUCUUGGUUUUGUCUCAGUGGAAGAUACGAACCCCCCCUCUCUCACUCUCUCUCUCUGUGUUUUUUUCUGAUUCGCAGGCAGAGAAGCGAGUCGCAGGGAGAGACCGCAGUGCGAUCGCCGCAGCUGCACAAGAGCUUGUGAAUGAGCACCUCUGGACAUUCUACAUGAAUGGCUCGUUUUUUGCUGCCCUGAUGUCGUGGCUUUCGUCGCAUCGGCUGUUUUUUUCUUUGAAUGAGAUCUGACAUUGGCAUUUGUGAAUGGCGUUUCAGUGAGAUUGCAUCUGGACAUUGUGUGUUCGAGAGGCACGUUUAAUUAUUCAACACGGCUCAUUCAGGAGCAAAGCUAGGCUUGUUUUUGUGCGGGAUCAGGGCGAUGGAAUUAUGAUAGUGUUUCAUAAUAUGUGAGAACGAACAGACUGUUGAACAAAGAGAAUAAACCGCGUUGGUCUCGAGGUUUCAGUUUCAGCAGAUUUUGUGGGGAUGGGUAAGACGGGUAGAAACGACCAGAUCGACAGGAUGAAAUGUGUUUGUCGGAAUUCAUUUUGGGUUUAGAUGAUGUGUGAUUCAUGCGGUGGUUUGUCGUUUCGUAAUCAAUGACAGAUCGUGGAACAGAGCAGGUUUAUUUCCAGAGCGUGUGUGAGAUGACACCGAAGGAGUAAAAUUCUGAAUGUACGUCGAGAAAAUUGCAGAAGUUUUCUGCGUACGUUCAAUCUGUUGAGUUUUUAGUCUUCUCGUGCGUUUUGUUUUUACCAUCAUUCUGAGAUUUCACAGGCUGUUAUUUAUAGGAUUGACUGAAAAAAACGAUGGGAGUAUUCCUGUAGACGUUUGACAGUUUUGUUCAAUAGUUUUCGUAGGAACUGAAUGAAAGCUGGAGGCGUUCCUACGGACAGAACAAAUUUUGAGAAUUGAUUGGUUCUAGCGAGCUGUAAGUGGGAGUUUUUUGUAACAGAAAGUGCUCUGCAGUGUUGAGUGACUCUUUUGUUGAGAAGGGUCUCUCGCUCUCUCUCUCACUUUCUCUCUCGCUUGCUCUCUCUCUCCCCGAGUGAGUCAUGCAUGUUCUGGGAUCUGCCAGGAUGCGGGGAGAGAGAGAGACAUCUCUACACUAGAGCUCUGUCUCUCUCCCUGCCAUCUCUGGCCCUCCGUCUCAGUAGAAGAGCGACCUCGCCGCUGCUUUUCUCUCGUCGUCCUCCUGUCUCCAUGGAUUCUGCGUUUUGCGGUUUAUUUUUGGUCUCCGAGCUGCUGCGCAGCGUCGGAUCUUCCUGACAGCAGCGUCCAGAGCGACAGCACUCCGCCACCGCCUUCGUCCCAGCGAGCAGCCUCUCGCCGCCUCGGGUCAGCAUGCUAAAGAAGCGGACGGUCAGCCGGGCGUCGGAUGUGUCCCUUCGUGCGUAGACCGGCAAACAGAGGGGAAUGCUUCACCGUGCUAAAUACAACCGAUUCCGGAAUGAGUCAGUGACGUCUGUCGAUGAGCUUCUGCACGGUCUCUCCAUGAACGCCAAGGUCUCGGCCGUCCCGCCGUCGCCACCCGUGGGCGACCCUCCCUACGCCCCCCCGGCCGAGGUCCUGCCCCCUGACCCCGCUGAAGAGUCUGGAACCACUCUGUGCACCCUCAUCAACAAAGUCUCCCACCUGAAAUUCGCCAACUCCUCCGGACUGCUGGGCAUCAAGGGCCUGCCGUCCGCCGUCAAGGAUCUGGCCGUGUCCAAGCUCCAGGGAGGAGCAGGGGGAGGCGGCUCGGGCGCCCCCCUGGCCGCCACAGGGGCUUCGGGACCGUCGCACAUCCCACUGGAGCCCGCCACCCUGAGCUCGGGGAAGAGGGUGAGGAUGGAUGAGCCUCAUCCCGGCGGAGAGAGCUGGAACCCGGCCGGCGCAGGACUGGUGAAUAAGCCGUGUCGCGGAUGGCUGCACUCCAGCGAAAAGAUUUCCGGACCUGGAGUAACAUAUGUUGUUAAGUAUUUGGGCUGUAUUGAAGUUCUUCGGUCCAUGAGAUCUCUGGACUUCACAACACGAUCUCAGAUCACACGGGAGGCGAUCAGUCUUGUGUGUGAAGCGGUCCCUGCUAUCAAAGGAGCUCUGCGUAAGAGAAAGCCUCCCUCUAAACUUUUGUCCAGUAUUUUGGGGAAGAGUAACCUGCAGUUUGCUGGUAUGAGCAUCAAUCUCAACAUCUCAACCAGCAGUUUGAACCUCAUGACACCAGACUCCAAACAGAUAAUAGCCAAUCAUCACAUGCAGUCCAUCUCUUUUGCUUCUGGUGGAGAUCCAGACACAACCGACUAUGUGGCGUAUGUGGCGAAGGAUCCAGUUAACCGUCGAGCGUGUCAUAUUCUGGAGUGUUCUGAUGGUCUGGCUCAGGAUGUCAUCAGUACGAUCGGUCAGGCGUUUGAUCUGCGCUUUCAACUCUACCUUCAGUGUCCAUCCAGCAAACCUUCAUCCAUGCCUGACAGGGUCAUGAGCACAGAUGAACCUCCGUGGACUGAAGAAGGGGAGGAGUCCGCCGAUCAUCAUUACUACAAUAGCGUUCCCGGCAAGAUGCCACCACCAGGGGGCUUCAUCGAUGCUAGACUGUCCAAUCAGAUGCAAGACAACAGCCAGGGCGCUGGAGUGGAUCAGACGUACUAUCAAGGCCGACCCAUGUUCAUCCAACAAGGGUCGUGUGAUAUAUACAGUCUGCCUGAGGUCAAAGGUCAGACCUCUAAACCUGGUGAUGUACCCACGUAUGUGAACACACAACACAUUGACACGCAGGUGCUGGCGGCACUCCAGAGCGAGACGGAGACGCCAUGUGAUACGGGCACAUUCGGGGCGGCUAAAGACAGUCCCAGGAAAGAUCUUUUUGACAUGAAGCCGUUUGAAGACGCGAUCAUGACUCAGAGUCCAGCCGCAGGUCCGCCCGCCGCUGAGCUUCAUAAAGCCGCGUCUGUGGAUAACUCCAGCCCGCUGCUGGUGCGUGCCGCCGCUCUCAGAGCUCAGGAGGAGCUGGAAGACCAGACCUGGUAUCACGGAGAGAUGAGCCGACGACAGGCAGAGAAACUGCUGCUCCACGACGGAGACUUUCUGGUGCGGAAGAGCACCACCAACACGGGCUCGUACGUCCUGACCGGGAUGCACAACGGACUGGCCAAACACCUGCUGCUGGUGGAUCCUGAGGGCACGGUUCGGACUAAAGAUCACAUAUUUGAGAGCAUAAGUCACCUGAUUGGCCAUCACCGUGACAACAACCUGCCAAUCGUCUCGGCGGGAAGCGAACUGUGUUUGAAGCAGCCGGUGGAAAGAAAACAGUGAGGAAUCCUCGGAUCACGUGGGCAGGGUAACCCCACCCCUCUCUUUCACCAAAACACACUUUCUCAUCGUAUAGUUCUCUUGGUUAGAGAAGACGUGAUGACUGUCAGACGUUUGGAGGUGACGAGGAACGACGGAGGACGGCGCUUUUUAGAUCCUUAUGGACCAUUUGUUUUGGACGAUGAGACGUGGCGCUCUCGUGGACUGAGACGUGAUUCACAAAACUGUGUUUUAUCGCGCCGGUUAAGAAUCUCUAUUUUUGACGAUUUUGGUGGGUUUCGGACAGCUGAAAGCGUAAAUCCUAGAUAUAGUUUAGAAGAAAGCGACUCGAUCUUGAAGACGGUCGAAGUGAAAACUAGUUUCAGAAAAUCGUAUUUUAGAAUAAACAAAGUUUUAGUUUUGUCUAUCAAGCACAACUGGAUUUUCAUGUUUGGUGGUAAGAAAUUAGACGAAAAACAAAUGUUUGAGAAAAAAAUAAAGCUGUUUAUAUAUGGGUCUAUUUGAGGUCCUUUGCAGCGGCUAGUGUGCGAGAUGCUUUGGUAGCUUCUAUCAAAUCACUGUUUUAUGCUUUUCAGACGGAGGACAUGAAUGUGUUUGCUUUAACACAAGUCACACGCUGCACGUACAAAACCCCACAAACACACACACACGGCUUUACAGUACCUACAUUUUUCUAUGACGUUGAAACCUGUGGCACUCGCAUGACUUAAAAAGCGUAAACUUGUACUUGUGGUCAUUGUUGGUAGCAUCCAGAGCCCAGCGGAGGUGCUUGUGUGUUUGCUCACAGUGUAAAAUCCUUCUGCUUUCCCACUAGUCAUUCCCUUGAGUUACUUCUUUAAACUUGUCGACGGUGUGUAUUCGUUCGGUCGAAAGCUUUCGUUUAGACCCUGAAUGUUUCUAUCGGUCGUAUGUUUUUCAUGGUUUGACUGUGGGCUUCACAAACAAACACGGUGAUAUUAUUACGCUUAUUCUUUGACAUUAAAGGAUUAUACAUGAAUAGCAUAAGCAAGGCUUUUGUGUGUGAUCAAUAAGAGUCAGUGUUUUAUUGCCGAUGAGACAAACUUUCUGAAAUUGCAUCAUUAACACGCACCGAAUGCUUCUUAAUUGGAAAAAAGUCAUCCAACAGCAAUGUGAAAGCCUGACAACAUGAACAAAUCCAGAUUAUCACAUAAAAAAUCAUUUUGAAAUGUUUCUAAAUACAUGUACAAGUAUUUCUGUUGUGUUGCUUAAAGUGAAUCUGAACUUGUUUUCUUUGCCGUAUUUGAGGUCUGAACAAAUACACAGAAUCUUUUCUGUUCUUUUCACCUGUUUCUCCAGUUUUCAUUUUCUGCAAAUAAAUGCAAUACUUUAAUUUGAAGUUUGGGAGAAAUAUUUUUAGU
This is a messenger RNA of Triplophysa dalaica, 6478 nucleotides long. It is a transcript of the gene shc3, whose product is annotated as SHC (Src homology 2 domain containing) transforming protein 3. The transcript is spliced from 14 exons. Lineage: Eukaryota; Metazoa; Chordata; Actinopteri; Cypriniformes; Nemacheilidae. Gene Ontology annotation, cellular component: plasma membrane. The coding region runs from base 3231 to 5102 and encodes 623 amino acids. Gene Ontology annotation, biological process: intracellular signal transduction; cell surface receptor protein tyrosine kinase signaling pathway. The record is from RefSeq and is a predicted model, not a curated record. Gene Ontology annotation, molecular function: receptor tyrosine kinase binding.